Messenger RNA from Hipposideros armiger (great roundleaf bat), 8713 nucleotides. It is a transcript of the gene AGO1, whose product is annotated as argonaute RISC component 1. The coding region runs from base 227 to 2809 and encodes 860 amino acids. NCBI's taxonomy places the organism in Eukaryota, Metazoa, Chordata, Mammalia, Chiroptera, Hipposideridae. Gene Ontology annotation, molecular function: protein binding; RNA binding. The record is from RefSeq and is a predicted model, not a curated record. The transcript is spliced from 19 exons.
CGCCUGCGCACUGGCAGCUGGCCGGGCGCUCGCAGGGGGAGCUGCUGCAGGCUCCGCGGCGGCGGCGGCAACGGAGGCUGUGGGGGUGGCGGCGCGAGCGGCCGGGCUUGGGGGGGGGAGCCGAGCCCGGCCCGGGAGCCCGAGCAGCUAGAGUGCGGGGUACCUAGGCCCCGCACGCUGGACUCCACAGUCUCCCGGCCGCCUGACCUCCGCACGGGUAUAUGGGAUGGAAGCGGGACCCUCGGGAGCAGCUGCGGGCGCAUACCUGCCCCCUCUGCAGCAGGUGUUCCAGGCACCUCGAAGGCCUGGCAUUGGCACGGUGGGGAAACCAAUCAAGCUCCUGGCCAAUUACUUUGAGGUGGACAUCCCUAAGAUUGACGUUUACCACUACGAGGUGGAUAUCAAGCCGGAUAAAUGUCCUCGCAGAGUCAACCGGGAGGUGGUGGAAUACAUGGUCCAGCAUUUCAAGCCUCAGAUCUUUGGCGAUCGCAAGCCCGUGUAUGAUGGAAAGAAGAACAUUUACACUGUCACAGCACUGCCCAUUGGCAAUGAACGGGUUGACUUUGAGGUGACAAUCCCUGGAGAAGGGAAGGAUCGAAUAUUCAAGGUCUCCAUCAAGUGGCUAGCCAUUGUGAGCUGGCGCAUGCUGCAUGAGGCCCUGGUCAGUGGCCAGAUCCCUGUUCCCCUGGAGUCUGUGCAAGCCCUGGAUGUGGCUAUGAGGCACCUGGCAUCCAUGAGGUACACCCCCGUGGGCCGCUCCUUCUUCUCACCGCCUGAGGGCUACUACCACCCGCUGGGGGGUGGGCGCGAGGUCUGGUUCGGCUUUCACCAGUCUGUGCGCCCUGCCAUGUGGAAGAUGAUGCUCAACAUUGAUGUCUCAGCCACGGCCUUCUACAAGGCACAGCCGGUGAUUGAGUUCAUGUGUGAGGUGCUGGACAUCAGGAACAUAGACGAGCAGCCCAAGCCCCUCACGGACUCCCAACGUGUGCGCUUCACUAAGGAGAUCAAGGGCCUGAAGGUGGAGGUGACCCACUGUGGACAGAUGAAGAGGAAAUACCGCGUGUGUAAUGUUACCCGCCGCCCUGCCAGCCAUCAGACGUUUCCCUUGCAGCUGGAGAGUGGACAGACUGUGGAGUGCACAGUGGCACAGUAUUUCAAGCAGAAAUAUAACCUUCAGCUCAAGUAUCCCCACCUGCCAUGCCUGCAAGUUGGCCAGGAACAAAAGCAUACCUACCUGCCCCUAGAGGUCUGUAACAUUGUGGCUGGGCAGCGCUGCAUUAAGAAGCUGACGGACAACCAGACUUCCACCAUGAUAAAGGCUACAGCGAGGUCGGCCCCAGACAGACAGGAGGAGAUCAGCCGCCUGAUGAAGAAUGCCAGCUACAACCUAGAUCCCUACAUCCAGGAAUUUGGGAUCAAAGUGAAAGAUGACAUGACGGAGGUGACGGGACGAGUGCUGCCGGCGCCCAUCUUGCAGUAUGGCGGCCGGGUGAGCAGGAAUCGGGCCAUUGCCACACCCAAUCAGGGUGUCUGGGACAUGCGGGGGAAACAGUUCUACAAUGGCAUUGAGAUCAAAGUCUGGGCCAUCGCCUGCUUCGCACCCCAAAAACAGUGUCGAGAGGAGGUGCUCAAGAACUUCACAGACCAGCUGCGGAAGAUUUCCAAGGAUGCAGGGAUGCCCAUCCAGGGCCAGCCUUGCUUCUGCAAAUACGCGCAGGGGGCAGACAGCGUGGAGCCCAUGUUCCGGCAUCUCAAGAACACCUACUCUGGGCUGCAGCUCAUUAUCGUCAUCCUGCCAGGGAAGACGCCAGUGUAUGCUGAGGUGAAACGUGUUGGAGAUACCCUCUUAGGAAUGGCUACACAGUGCGUGCAAGUGAAGAACGUGGUCAAGACUUCACCUCAGACUCUGUCCAACCUCUGCCUGAAGAUCAAUGUCAAACUUGGUGGCAUUAACAACAUCCUAGUCCCACACCAGCGCUCUGCAGUCUUUCAACAGCCAGUGAUAUUCCUGGGAGCAGAUGUUACACACCCCCCAGCAGGCGAUGGGAAGAAGCCUUCUAUCACCGCAGUGGUAGGCAGUAUGGAUGCCCAUCCCAGCCGUUACUGUGCUACCGUGCGGGUGCAGCGACCUCGGCAGGAGAUCAUUGAAGACUUAUCCUACAUGGUGCGUGAGCUGCUCAUCCAGUUCUACAAGUCCACCCGCUUCAAGCCCACCCGCAUCAUCUUCUACCGAGAUGGGGUUCCUGAAGGCCAGCUCCCCCAGAUCCUCCACUAUGAGCUGUUGGCCAUUCGUGAUGCCUGCAUCAAACUGGAAAAGGACUACCAGCCUGGGAUUACUUAUAUUGUGGUGCAGAAACGCCAUCACACCCGCCUUUUUUGUGCGGACAAGAAUGAACGAAUUGGAAAGAGUGGUAACAUCCCAGCUGGGACCACUGUGGACACCAACAUCACCCACCCAUUUGAGUUUGACUUCUAUCUGUGCAGCCACGCAGGCAUCCAGGGCACCAGCCGACCAUCCCAUUACUAUGUCCUUUGGGAUGACAACCGUUUCACAGCAGAUGAGCUCCAGAUCUUGACGUACCAGCUAUGCCACACUUAUGUACGAUGCACACGCUCCGUCUCUAUCCCAGCACCUGCCUACUAUGCCCGCCUGGUGGCCUUCCGGGCACGAUACCACCUAGUGGACAAGGAGCAUGACAGUGGAGAGGGGAGCCACAUAUCGGGGCAGAGCAAUGGGCGGGACCCCCAGGCCCUGGCCAAAGCCGUGCAGGUUCACCAGGAUACUCUGCGCACCAUGUACUUCGCUUGAAGGCAGAACGCUGUUACCUCACUGGAUAGAAGAAAGUUUUCCAAGCCCCAAGAGCUGUGCCGCCCAAAUCCAGAGGCAUCAGGGAGGAGGGAGGUGGGGUAGGGAGGAGGACAGAAGGCCUUGUUUCCUUCUACAGAGAGGGCAGAGGUGUGGGGAACAGGGCCAGUAAGCCAGACCACCAGCCAGAAACCUCUGAUAUCCACCUCAUGCCCCCCACCCCUCACCCCAUCUUGUCACAUGGCCCUGACCCCACUGGACCAAGAGGGGCAGCACUGGUGCCCACCAUACACACAGGUGUCUCACGUGACUCACAGUGCUAAAGACUCAUGCCUGACAGCUUGGUAAGGUCGGCUCUGCAGCCCUUCGGACAAAAGCUGGUAGGUUUGGGUUUGAUACUUUAGAUGGGAAAGUGAGGGGCUUGAGAAAGUGGGUGGGAGGAGGGAAGGAUUUUUUAGGAGCCUUAAUCAGAAAAGGUCUAGAUUUGUUUAAGAAGAAAAACGAAACCAGGCCCAGAUCAAUAUUUUAGGAUACAAGAUGUUUUAAUGGGUUGAGAAUCCAGUUUGUAGGAAGAUUUUUAAUCUAAUGGUUUUGGUUGCUCCUCCUCCCCUGCUGCUACCCCCACCCCUCUCCUUCCCUUUAUUGCUCUCUCUCCACCCUUUCUACCCUACCUUACACCUCCUCCCUGACAGACAUCCAGCCCCUAAUAAGACUUAAGGCACUAUGGCACUUAGCUCUGAAGUGACACGACCCUGUCUUCCUUCCACCCGCUGGUGGGUAACCAGUGCCUUCCCUGUAACGGUAAUGCUGCAGAACUGCAACCUUUUGUACCUUUCUUUGGGGGGGAUGGGGUGGGGUGGGAGAGGAGGUAGGUGGGGAAGAAAUACCCCUAACCCAACAAGCCUCCAGCCAGAGCGCCAGCUAUUUUGCAUUUGAAGGAAUUUACUUCCAUAUUCAUUGAGCUUUUAAAAAGAUUACAACCUCAAGAUGGUUAAAAUCCAUUGACAUUUGCACUUUCAGACCUGACAAGUCUCGGAGCUGCUGAGAUGACUGGCCCCUGGCCUUUCCACUUAUGCCUCCUGUCAGCCCUGUACCCUCCACCUCCCCACCUGCCUGAGUCUGGAGUUACUUUCAUAGCCUUUCUCACUCUUGGCUUCUUUUUUCCCUUGAUGGUCAAGUCUCUUAUGUUUCACUAUUUCUUAACUGGGGUGUCUUAUAACAAACGAUCCUUAGGUCUAAAAUAAGGAAAAAGAGCAAAAACUAAAUGUUAUUUUUAUAUCAUAACUUGAGUCUAUUGCCAAAAUCUGGAACCCCUCCCAUGCCCAAUGAGUUUACAUCCCAGAAACAUUGAGCCAUUAGAAGGAACUAUGUACCUUGACUUGUUCUUUGGCCUCGGUAAGGGGUGGUUAUCUCCCCAAGGUGGGGCUCGGGCUCCAUCACUUCCUCUGUGCAGAAAAUACCUUUUUCUUGCUACAGGCUCCCUCUGCACUGCCCUGCAUUCUCCUGCAAGUGCGUCUUCCCUUCCUCUGGACUGUCCUCUGACACUUUGGCUCAUCCCAGAUUCCAGCGUGUCCUGUGAACAGGCUGGGGGAUUUUGCUGCUCCCUAUUGCUUCUGUUUACACAAAUGAAUUUUUCCUGGUUUCCCACUAGGGCAUGUGAGUGGGUGGCAUGGGUGUAUAUGUGUGUGUGUGUGUGAGUGUGCGCGCGCGCGCGCGUGUGUGUGUCUCCCCCUGGAGAGAGAUGGGUUUUGGCUGUCUUAUAGAACUGGUAAAGUAGGGGGUUGUAACUUGGUACCUGCUGGCCUUGAGGCAAGGGCCCCUCUUUGCUUGACUGUUCAUUUUCUCCUUUCCCACUGCCUGGGCUGGGAACUUACAGCUUCAGCGUGGAAAUGCCUCUUUUUGAGGAGCCUGGGCUUGGGUUUUGCCCCAAUCUGGUGAUGAAACCAUGACACUUUAGACCUAGCUCAGGCUUGGUAGCCAGCUGUUGGAAGGCCGGUUUGAACCCAGGCCUGUGCAGUGAGAGGUACCAUUUCCCCUCCCCAGCAGCCCUUGUACAGAUCCAGAUUUGCUAUGCAAAACAGUCUCUCCCAGGUUCUGUUCUGGUUGGCUACUUUGUUCAGCGACUUCACAAAACGUAGCACAAACAUUGAUUAUGGAGGAAGGCAUCAGAACUGUUGAGAAACUCCUCCUUUACUUCUUUUCCUACUGGCUACAGCCUGGCUGCCCCAUGGGCACAGCCCAGCUGAAGAACAGAAUGGAGGGCCCUGGGAGGAGGCAGCUCACUGGAGAGCCUACAUUCCUUACACAAGUGCCUAAAGAGAGUGAUGCCAACACUCCGUCUGCCCUGUCCAUCACCUUCAUAAUACUGUCUACUUCGUGUGCAGCCACCCCUAGGGGAGGAGAGCUCUCUUGGGACAGUGGGCUCUGCAUGUUCUCUUCUUGGGUGCAUUUUGGGGCUGGGAUCAGGGCACUAUUCCUGGAGGGUCCACUCAUUCACCAGCAUUUGCAAAUAUCCAUAGGGAGCUGGUGGUAGCCACCUCCUCUCGGCAGCAAGUUUGUGUUCUCCUUUUUCUUUUUGCCUCACUCUCUCCAGUUGGGUUUGGAGCUGGGGCUUGAAAUGCAUUUUUGAGCCCAUAGGCACUACACAUGCCAUUCAAGAAAGAAAAGCAGGAGAAGCAGCUUGGGCGAUGGCAAGAAAAUGACUUCUUGCUCUGAUUUUUUUUUUUUUUUUUAAUCUUUGAGACUUGAAAAAUACCCUAAACUUGAGGAUGAUUCUUGUUUUAAAGAUGGUGCAUGCAGGAUGGGAGCUGGUGUUGGCAACAAGCUUUGGCUUUCUUGAAUUUGGUUUCCGUGGUGCUUCUCACUUAAGCUCUGAGGAAGCUCUGGGAUGACCCCAGCCUCACCCUCUUAGACAGGCCUCUUGUUCCCUUUGUUCUACUCGCUUGCCUUGCUUUCCCUCUUCUGUCUUCCUUUUUUUUUUUUCUGUUCAUUCAGCUUGCUGGCUGAUCUGCCUGCCUAUCUGCCUAUGUGAUGAUGAAUUCUCUGCAUGGCUACAAUGAUCCCACUGUUAGGUAGCAAAAUCAGGCCUCACUCCUUGGCUGCAGAAGACCCAAGAGUCUGUUCCCCAAGCCCAGCGAUGUCCUCUUUGGGCUGGACUGCCCUCAAGUUGACACGAGGGCAGAGCAGCAGGCCUAACCAAAUGGCAUGAAAUCAGGGGGCUUCUGGCAACUUUCACACCUGUCCACUCCUUGGAGUUGGUUUCUGUCAUUGCUUUUUCUAGAUCUGGUUCCAUUUCUCUCUACCUGGGUCUUCUCUUUUCGGAGGAUCUGUUAGGGUUGAGCUAUUUGAGUAUCCAGGGUUGGAGUGUUAGGGGAUAGACAUGGGGGAAGAAGAGAAUGAUGGGAAGAGAAUGGAGAAAAUUUGGAUGAAAAGUGGGAAAGGAGAGCACUGCUCAUUUUUCCAGUCCUUCCUGACCCAUUGGGGGCUGAGGUGCUACUGCUGGCCUCUGGGGGUAAGCCUGGGGCCCCUGUUGCUGGAAACUUCGCCUUAGAAUAGAAUAAUGCUGAGGAAGUACCUAAAGGUGUGAAACGGCCCUACAAAGCUCCUGGUUUCUACUUACAGGAUAGCUGCCCUUUGCCUAAGCAACAGUGUUCUUGGAGUUUUCUUUUUCUUGUCUAGAAUUCUGUAAAUGAGACUAGCACUCAAAAUAGGCAGCACUCAAGGGGACACUGACUUCUUGGCUGGCCCAAGGAAUAUCUACAAGGCUGAUAGGACAGUGUUUUAGACCUGGCGUCAUGUGUAACAAAGAAAGAUGGAAGUUUCUUCCCCUUCAGGGUAAAAAGUCAUCUCAAACUAGCCAAAAUGCAGUUUUGGAAACUACAUCAGGGGAAACUAUUUCUAUUUAUAUUUACCGGGUCUAGGCCAAUCCAGGAUGGUAGCUGGGAUGCCUUCUUUAAAGUCUGAUCAUGGCAGGGAUAUGCAGGGCGCACUGUUUUCUCUUUGGAUUUCUAAGCAGACUGGGGAGAGGGGAUGCUCUGGUUUUCUCUUUCCCCCCAUUUAUUAGGACUUGCCUUCUCCCUGAGCAGGGAGGGAGAGGCUAGGUUGGUGCUGUCCUCUUACUCUUCUCCUACUGACUUAGAACCUCUGGCUGCUGUUUGGGAGCCCAAGAAAGGGAGUGGAGGGAAUGACUCAAACAAAAAACAAAAAAAAAAUCAGGUGGGGAAGGCAGAUUUUCUUCUUUAAAAAGGAAAAUGAACUCUCCAAGGAUUGUGCAAGUAAAGACAAUGUGUCGAAUGCACCAAGCCCCCUGGUGUAGUAGCAAUAAGGAAAAAUGAAAUGACUUUCCUCUGCGCACAGUCCAACCUGAUUGGUGUGUGACGUUGGCACUUAGCAGCCAUCUGGUGGGCAUGUGUGACGACUCUGGGUAUUACUUUAGUUUUUAAACUUUUUCUCCCUCUCAAGUCCAGCAUGGAUAGGGAAACGUCCCUGGAGCCCCACAGCUGUGUACUUGUUUGCAUUUGUUUCCCUGAGACUUGUGUUCGUGUCCUGCUUUGAGCUGUACCUUGUCCAGUCUAUUGUAAAAUUAUCCCAGCAGCUGUAAUGUACAGUUCCUUCAAAAGUAAGCAACAGCAGCAGCACAAUUCUGUUUUAUAAAGACAACAGUGGCUUCUAUUUCUAAAGUGCGGUCUCUCUCUCUUCUCUCUCUCUCUUUUUUCCUAUUAGCAAAGCAAACUGUUAGAUUAAUUAUAUCUCUGAUAAAUUUUAGCUUAGAAUAAUAGAUCGCUACAAGAGCAGAACCAUCACUUCUAAAGGAGGAAAGCGGCUAAAACAAAUUCCAGAGUGUUGAAACUGCAGAUUGUAUGUAAUCAUACUUGACAGGGCCUCCAUUUAUUCUUCCACAAACACGUAAAGUAUUGUGUCCAGCAGUAUUGGGGGGGAGGGGGCACAAUUCAAAAAUGAGGAAAACUGGCUCUCUCCUUAAGGUGCUUAAAGUUUGGUGGGGGGUAUGAGUAGCCAAAUGGUCCCUUGUUACAGGAGAAAGAUAAUGAGGGACUGGAACAAAGCUAUAAGGCAAUGACGAUAGAGAAGAAAGGGCAGAUUUGAGAAACACUCAGGAGAUAGAAUUAAUAGGACUGAAUGGAUAAUGGACGGGGAAGAGAAGGGUAGGGGCUGAUGCCCAGGUAUCUGCUGGAGCAAGUGAGUAUAUUGGGACAUUCCUUUAACCAAGACGGGGUAGGGGAGACUGUAGAAGGAAGCUGGUGAAUUUUGUGAAGAAAGACAAUUAGCCUUGCUUGUAUAGACUGAGUUUUGAGGUUCCCAUGGGGCAAUGAGGUUAAGGUUUCCAGUAAACACUUAUGUUUUGGUGCUCAGGGAAGACUACAAAACUGCAAUUCUAGAUAAUGGGAUUCAUAUUCAUAUAGAUGAUAGUUAAAGCCAUAGAAGUGAAUGAGAUGGUUUAGAAAAAGUAGAGUGAGAGACACAUUAUGUACAGCUAGGAAACAACUUAAGGGAUGAGGAGAGGAAGCAGAACCUAAAAAUGAAUGUCAAAUCACUAGUAGAUACCUUGUAUAUUUUUGACUGAUUUAAUGAGGUGGAAGAAAAAUCAAGUGAGUGGGAUAGGAUCCAAGAAGGAUGUGAUUAACACCAGGAACUGCGGUGGUGAGGAAGGGGUAUUUUUAUUUUCUACUCAGUUCAUCAUUCUCCACCCCAUCUUCUCUUGGAUUUUAUAACUUUAUGGUCAUUCUCCAGUGUUUCUUCAAUAUGAGCAUUGGAAAACCUAAUUGAAUAAGGUUAAGACUAGGACUUCGAAGUUGUUCACCACAACCGCCACCACCACCUCCAGCUUCCUCCUGUCCUCAGGAGAUACUUGUAAAAGAAUAAAAUAAACAAACCUAUUUUUGUUCCUAA